AUUAAUGAAGUGUACAAUUUUUUCAGGAUGACAAAGUUUCAAUACUUGAUGAUGCAAUUGAAUACCUUAAAAAGCUUGAGAGAAGGAUAAAAGAGUUGGAAGUUCAAAGAGGGAUAGCAAAUAUGGAGCCGGGGACUAGAAGAUCACCUCAAGAUAUGGUAGAAAGGACUUCUGAUCAUUAUUUUAGCAAAAACAACAACGGAAAGAAAUCAGUUGUAAAAAAGAGAAAGGUCUGUGGCGUGGAUGAGACAGGAAAAGAGAUUAAUUCAGAUGCUUUAAAAGGAAGUUAUGCUAAUGAUAUUACUGUGAGAACUAGUGACAAUGAAAUUGUGAUCGAAAUGAAGUGCCCCGCAAGAGCAGGAAAGCUACUAGAAAUUAUGGAAGCAGUUAAUAGUCUCAGUAUAGAUUUUAAUUCGGUUCAGUCAACAGAGGCUGAUGGAAAUCUUUAUCUGACCAUUAAAUCUGUGCUCACAGGAGCAACUAUUGCAACAACCAAAAGAAUCAAACAAGCACUUCAAAAAGUGGCUUCGAAGUUCUGAUUUUUUUUUUCUCUUCACCUUAAACCAUGGUGGUGUUCAAUUCAGCUCUUGCCACUGCAUACAGAAUUCAUGAGAUCAAAGGAGUCAAAAUAGAAUAUCUUUUUGAAGAUUUUCCACGAAAGGAAGAUGCGGUCUCACUCUUUCGGCUAUACCUUAACUCAUGGUGAUGCAACGUGGACUUUUUGGCACUUGUAAAUGGUUAGGUAGGCUUAGCUGACUAGAUUCAUGUACUGUCAUUAGCUCGUAUGGCAUCACACUGGUUGACCAAUGACUAAAUACCGAUAGAGAGAGAGAGGUCCAUUGUUAAUUAUGAUAGCCUUCAGAGCCAUGCUUAAAGUUGAAAAUGAACCAACAACUUAGAUAAUUUUCUUAGUGUUCUAACUAAAAGGAACAACUAUUUCUACCAUGAAUCAGUAAUUCAGAAUUUGUUUAUGGAUUUCUCA
Messenger RNA from Vigna umbellata (rice bean), 982 nucleotides. NCBI's taxonomy places the organism in Eukaryota, Viridiplantae, Streptophyta, Magnoliopsida, Fabales, Fabaceae. The record is from RefSeq and is a predicted model, not a curated record.